UGCUACUGAUCCUCCCAAAUUCCAAGCACCAACCUGUGCUUGUUUGAUAGAUUCUCAGACAAAACUGUAAGAGAAGAGAGAAAUAGGUUUUGACCACAUGCUUUGACAUCUUGAAUUCUUGAUGAGACAAGUUCUUGGCAUGUGCAUAGAGUAGCAGUAGCAUACAUAUAUACACAUCGCAAUUCACAGCAUCCAUCUCAAGAAGACGACAUGGCGAGGAGCAGGGAGGAGAUGGCCGUCUCCGGCGGCGGCGUGGCGGCGGCGGUGGAGAGGGCGGUGACGUGCCUCGGCAGAGGGGUCGACAUGGCGGGCGACCUGAGGCUGAAGCACUGCAAGGACGAAGGAGGCUGUCUUGUCGCCAGGAGCGGCGAGAAGGCGGCGGCCGUCGUCCUGCCGGGCGUCGCCGUCGCCGUCGACGUGCCCGCCGACGUGAAGUGCGGCAAGGGCGACCGUAUCAGGUUCAAGUCCGACGUGCUCGAGUUCAACAAGAUGUCGGAGCUGUUCAACCACCGGAGCUCGCUGCCGGGGAAGAUCCCGUCGGGUCUCUUCAACGCGUGCUUCGACCUGGCCAGCGACUCCUGGGCCGGCGACGCCGACAACACCAAGUGCCUGGCGCUCGACGGCUACUUCAUCUCCCUCCUCGACCUCCGCCUCGACUGCCGGCCGCUCGCCCUCGCCGGCCACGUCGUCGCCGACGUGCCGGCGGCGUGGGACCCAUCAGCCAUAGCGAGUUUCAUCAAGAAGUAUGGGACGCACAUCGUCGUUGGAUUGAGCAUGGGCGGCCAGGAUGUGGUGUAUGUGAAGCAGGACAAGUCGUCGCCGUUGUCACCGUCUGUGAUCAAGGAGCACUUGGACAGGCUUGGUGACCAGCUCUUCACUGGCACUUGCACUCUACCUCCUUCACACUGCAAGUCCAGAGAUCACAAGGUCAAGGUCCCUGAGGCUUUCAAUGUGUUUGAUGCCCAAAUGACACAGCAAAAGCUUGAAGCAAUGACUGCCCCGGUGUCAUGCAAAGAGGGUGUGACGGUGAUCUACUCCAAGAGGGGAGGAGACACGGCGUCGAGCAACCACUCGGAGUGGCUGCCGACGGUGCCGGCAAAGCCGGACGCGAUCAACUUCAAGCUUGUGCCCAUCACGUCCCUUCUCAAGGGGGUGGCUGGCGUCAGCUUCCUUUCUCAUGCCAUCAACCUCUAUCUCAGAUACAAACCUCCAGUAGCAGAGCUGAGGUACUUCCUGGACUUCCAGCACCACAGAUUGUGGGCCCCGGUGCUCAGUGACCUGCCUCUCGGGCUGUGUUCGAACCGACAAGGUGCUAACCAUGCUUUACACUUCAGCCUUGUGGGCUCCAAGCUCCAUGUCAACUCAAGCCAGGUGAUUGUUCCAAAAUUACCAGUCACUGGGAUGAGAUUGCACCUGGAAGGCAAGAAGAUCAACCGGUUAGGCAUCCACCUGCAACACCUGGCAACAACGCCAACGUUCAUCGACGGACAGUCGUCAGGCCGGCCGCCGGAGUGGCGAGGGUCGGAGGCGAUCGCCGACGAGCGGUACUACGAGCCGGUCCAGCGGAGGAUGUUCGCCCACGUCUGCACCGUGCCGGUGAAGUACGAUCCACGGUGGCGCGACGCCGGCGGCGGCCACCGGCCGGCGGCUUACGUCGUGUCCGGCGCGCAGCUGCACGUCAGUGCGCACGACUCCACCAGCGUCCUCCACCUCAGGCUCCUCUACGCCGAGCUGCCGGGGCACAGCGUGGUGCAGUCCAGAUGGGCGCACGGCGGCGCCACGGGGAGGCUGUCCGGGAAAGGGAGCUUCCUGUCCAUGUCGUUCGCCUCGGCGGCGGCUGCGGAGAAAGAACAUCAGCUGCAGCUGCAGCAGGCGGCGACGCGGUUUAACGUCGACUCCGGCGUGUUCGCCGGAGGGCCGCCGGUGCCGGUGGGGACCCCGCGGCUGCUCAAGUUCGUCGAGACGUCGCAGGUGACCAUGGGGCCGCAGGACAGCCCCGGCUACUGGCUGGUCACCGGAGCAAAGCUCGACGUCGACAAGGGCAAGAUCUCUCUGCACGUCAAGUUUUCCCUGAUUGCUCCAGUUUCUUGACAUGGCGCUCACUGUGUAUGAACUGUACAGAAUUUCUUACUUCUUAGAGAUUAUUUAGUUGCAUACCAAUGGCGGAGCCAGGAUUUUUUGUUAAUGGGGGAUGCAAAAUUUAGUGAUGUAAACAAAUCUAACUGAUAAAACUCAUAUGUUAGUGACAAAGUAACAUGUCUUUGAAGGCAAAGAUCUCAAUCCCUCUGGCUCAAUGGCCAAGAGAUCAACCAGCAAUAAUCACUCAGCAAUGCUAAUAUUAUCAGAUU
Molecule: messenger RNA, 2348 nt
Organism: Oryza brachyantha (malo sina)
Lineage: Eukaryota; Viridiplantae; Streptophyta; Magnoliopsida; Poales; Poaceae
Product: MACPF domain-containing protein At1g14780-like
Exons: 8
Coding region: 211-2091 (626 amino acids)
Biological process (GO): regulation of salicylic acid mediated signaling pathway; plant-type hypersensitive response
Cellular component (GO): plasma membrane
Source: RefSeq, a predicted model, not a curated record